Nicotiana tabacum (common tobacco) is the source of this 684-nucleotide messenger RNA. Lineage: Eukaryota; Viridiplantae; Streptophyta; Magnoliopsida; Solanales; Solanaceae. The record is from RefSeq and is a predicted model, not a curated record.
AUGUUCGGUUUUAGAGAUAGGAACGAGGGAAGAACUUCGUUGUUGGAGUUCGCUAAAACUUUUGAUUUGGUGAUAGCUAACACGUGUUUUCAGAAGAGGGAGGACCACUUGGUCACUUUCCAGAGUACGGUGGCCAAGACUCAAAUUGAUUACCUUUUCCACAGUAAGUGUGAUAGAGGCAUGUGCAUUGAUUGCAAGGCCCAAGGAAAAGUAGAAGCCAAGAAAGCGGCAUAUUUGAAGCUAGUGGAGAGUGCAAUCGAGGAGGAGAAGAGGACGAAUAGGGAGUGUUAUAAGAAGGCUAAGAAAGAGGCGAAGUUAGCGGUCACGACAGCUAAAAAUGCAGCAUUUGGACGCUUGAAUGAGGAACUUGGGGGCAAAGGCGGUGACAAGAGACUCUACAAGUUAGCCAAGGUUAGAGAGAGGAAGACUCGGGAUCUGGACCAAGUGAGGUGCAUCAAAGACGAGGAAGGCAAGGUAUUGGUGGAAGAGACAUGUAUUAGGCGUAGGUGGCAAACACACUUCCAUAAACUCUUGAACGAGGAUGGGGACAAGAACAUCAUGCUUGGUGAGUUGGAGAACUUAGAGAGCCAACGAGAUUUUGGGUUUUGUAGGCGUAUUACAGUUGAGGAGGUUGAGGGGGUGAUGCUGAAGAUGAGCAAGAGUAAGACGAUUGGCCAGACGUGA